Molecule: messenger RNA, 2535 nt
Organism: Meriones unguiculatus (Mongolian gerbil)
Lineage: Eukaryota; Metazoa; Chordata; Mammalia; Rodentia; Muridae
Gene: Me2
Product: malic enzyme 2
Exons: 16
Coding region: 164-1918 (584 amino acids)
Biological process (GO): malate metabolic process; pyruvate metabolic process
Cellular component (GO): mitochondrion
Molecular function (GO): malate dehydrogenase (decarboxylating) (NAD+) activity; NAD binding; malate dehydrogenase (decarboxylating) (NADP+) activity
Source: RefSeq, a predicted model, not a curated record
GGGCGGGCCCCCGGCAGAGCAAGCCGGAGCUGGCGCCCGCUGCCAGGAGCUCGCGGGAGGCCGGGCAGGGCGGCGCCGAGGCCGAGCAUCUCGGGCUGUAGCGCCGCGGCCUCUCUGCUUGCUGCACCACCUGGCCCGGGCCAGGCGUCCGGUGAGAGAGAAGAUGUUUUCCCGGUUAAGAGCCGUUGUCGCUCCUUGUGCUUUGACGUGUCGUCACAUGCACCUGAAGGAGAAAGGCAAGCCGCUCAUGUUGAACCCAAGAACAAACAAGGGGAUGGCGUUUACGUUACAAGAACGACAGAUGCUCGGUCUUCAAGGACUUUUACCUCCUAAAAUAGAGACACAAGAUAUUCAAGCCUUACGAUUCCAUAGAAACUUGAAAAAAAUGACUAGCCCUUUGGAAAAGUACAUCUAUAUAAUGGGCAUACAAGAAAGAAAUGAGAAACUGUUUUAUAGAAUACUGCAAGAUGAUAUUGAAAGUCUGAUGCCAAUUGUGUAUACACCAACAGUUGGUCUUGCCUGCUCUCAGUAUGGACACAUCUUUAGGAGACCUAAGGGAUUGUUUAUUUCAAUCUCAGACAGAGGUCAUGUUAGAUCAAUUGUGGAUAACUGGCCAGAAAAUCAUGUUAAGGCUGUUGUAGUGACCGAUGGAGAGAGAAUUCUGGGUCUUGGAGAUUUGGGUGUCUAUGGAAUGGGGAUUCCGGUGGGAAAGCUUUGUCUGUACACAGCGUGUGCAGGGAUACAGCCGGAGAAGUGUCUGCCCGUGUGCAUCGACGUGGGAACUGAUAACCAAGCACUAUUAAAAGAUCCGUUCUAUAUGGGCCUGUAUCAGAAGCGAGAUCGCUCCCAACUUUACGAUGAUCUAAUUGAUGAGUUUAUGAAGGCAAUUACUGACAGAUACGGCCGCAACACACUCAUUCAGUUUGAAGACUUCGGAAAUCAUAACGCAUUCAGGUUCUUAAGAAAAUACCGAGAAAAAUACUGUACCUUCAAUGAUGACAUUCAAGGGACAGCUGCCGUUGCUUUGUCAGGUCUUCUUGCGGCACAGAAAGUUAUUAAUAAACCAGUCUCAGAACACAAAAUCUUAUUUCUUGGAGCAGGAGAAGCUGCACUUGGAAUUGCAAAUCUUAUAGUUAUGUCGAUGGUGGAGUGCGGCCUCUCAGAAGAGGAGGCGCAGAGGAAGGUCUGGAUGUUUGACAAGCAUGGCUUGCUGGUUAAGGGUCGGACUGCUAGCAUAGAUAAUAACCAGGAACCAUUUGCUCACUGGGCCCCAGAGAACAUACCUGGAACUUUUGAAGAUGCAGUAAACAAACUUAAGCCUUCAGUUAUAAUUGGAGUGGCAGGUGCUGGCCGGCUUUUUACUCCUGGUGUAAUCAAAGCCAUGGCCUGCAUCAAUGAAAGGCCUAUAAUAUUUGCGUUAAGUAACCCUACAGCGCAGGCUGAGUGCACAGCAGAAGAAGCAUAUACACUUACAGAGGGCAGGUGUUUGUUUGCCAGUGGCAGCCCAUUUGAGCCAGUGAAACUCCCAGACGGACAAGUCUUCACCCCAGGCCAAGGAAACAAUGCCUAUAUUUUUCCAGGUGUGGCUUUAGCUGUUAUUCUCUGUCAAACUCGACACAUCAGUGACAGUGUUUUCUUAGAAGCUGCAAAGGCUCUGACAAGUCAGUUGACAGAUGAGGAAUUAGCCCAAGGGAGACUUUACCCAUCACUUGCUAAUAUUCAGGAAGUUUCUGUUAACAUAGCUAUUAAAGUUACAGAAUACUUAUAUGCUAAUAAAAUGGCUUUCCGAUACCCAGAACCUGAGGACAAGGCCAAAUACGUGAAAGAAAGAAUAUGGAGGAGUGAUUAUGUCUCCCUGCUGCCGGAUGUGUAUGAUUGGCCAGAGUCUUCACUGAAGCCUCCUCAGAUGACAGAAUAGAAGUUUUCCCGUUAAGACAGUCCAGGCUUCAGGGAACCACUAUUUUUAGAAAAAAAUAAUAUCUCAGAGUUCCAGUGUCGUCUGUGUUUUAUUCCUCUGCACCCCUUUGCUUGGCCUUUUUUCCUGUAAAUCUCACUUUUGUUGGUGACAGAUAUGUUGAGUAUCUGUGGAUGCCCACCAAUGCCCACAGUCCAGUUCUGGGAAUGUUCUGAUGGGUUGUCACUUACGCUCUUGUUUGAGUUCGCCGUGGUAUUUUUGCUAUUUUAUGAAUGUAUCUUUCAUGUCUUCCACUCAGUUCCUCUAGGGGUGUGAAUGUGAGUACAAAAUGUUGAGAAGAAGCCAGAUUUUAACCUAACUCCAAAGAAAAAUUGUCAGUACUUAAAGCUGUCCUUUUAUACAUGCUUCAUCUUACUUUACAUGCUCUGAAAUCCCUCUGUAGUAAACAGAUUUGGGGAAAUAUGAAAAAAAAAUCCCAAUUUCCUGGAACUAAAUCAUGGCUAACUAUAACAUUAUAGAAGAGUGGGAGGAGCUACUGAUGCCUUUAGACAAACAUAACAGUCAUUUGCAACAGUGUACAAACACCACUUUUAUUUAAUAAAGGUAAUAUCUUAUUUUUA